Messenger RNA from Blepharisma stoltei, 4397 nucleotides. NCBI's taxonomy places the organism in Eukaryota, Ciliophora, Heterotrichea, Heterotrichida, Blepharismidae. The record is from the annotation of a GenBank genome assembly.
AUGGAAAGUAAACGAGUUUCCUGAAAGCAAUCUAAAGACCUAUCAUCUCAAUAUAAUGAGCUCGCCAGCAAAUUUGAUAACGCAAUAAAACCUCUGACUCUUGAAGAAAUAAAUUCCAAAAAUCGAUUCCCUCAAAUGGUGUGGGAAAGAAUGGAUAGUGCUGAUAAUAUAAAGAAAAGCAGUGAGCAUUUGAGAAGAGAGUUAGAAUUAAUUAGCAGCAAAAAAGAGGUCUCGACAAAUUUUUUCGAAAUAUGGUGAAGUCGAUUUCAGAAAUUCAUAGAAGUCGAUUAGAGAAAAUCCAUUGAGGCAGAUUAUAGUAAAUAACUGGAAAGUCGAGUAUUAUAAAUUUUAUAUAGAAAACUUAAUAGAAAAAAUUAUUUUCACGUGGUCUGUUAUAAAAAACUUACCCCUCUCUCCGUGAGCGAGCAAAAAAAUCUUAUUCGGGUUAUUUUUUUUUUAAAAAAAUUUAUGUAUAAAAUUUAUAGAAUUUUUUUUUCUCAAAAUUUUAAAAAAAUCCCAAUUCACAAAAAUUGGAAAGUAAAUAUUAGUUUAAUUUGUAAAAUUUAUGUUUUUAAAACGCAAUGUAUUUAAAAUUAAACAGAAUUAGCCAUAGAUUUCAUUAUACUAAUUAUCCCUUCUAUGUCAAAAUUUUUUCAACUAAAAAAAUUUUGUUUAUGGAGGGUGGGUUUUUGGGCAAAAAAUAGGAAUUUUUCUAAUGGUUUUUGUUCGUUCACGGAGGGGGGAGUUAGGAAAUCGUGAAAGCGAAACUAUGAGAGGUAAAUAUUAUAGCACAUGGAAAAGUCAGCCAAGAAAGAAUGCUUUCAAGUUGCAAAUAUGAAAUCUCAGCAAGUAGGUUAGACAUAUAAAAAUUUAAUAAUGCUUUGAAGUCUUUGAAUAUAAAUCAACAAAAGUUGCUAAUAUGAAUAUUUGGGAGGUAGUUUAUGCAAAAAAACUUCAUUUUCAUGUUUUAUCCCUUUCAUUAUCAUAGAGCAUAAAAUGCAUAUGACCCUUUGAGGUAAAGAGAAAAAAUCAAAUAUCGUUAGUUGAACAUUGCAACCUACACGUUGAAUCUUUUCUACGUGUGAAAAGAUGAUUCCACAUAUAGGUUGCAAUGCUCAAAAAACAUACAACUAACGAUAGCGAUUUUAAAAUAGUCACAAGUCGAAAUGCAAAACAGUAAGAAGUUGGUUUUAAAAGACAACAAAGAAAUCGAUUAUUUUUUUCCAAUAUAAUGAAAACGUAGUAUAGCCCCCGUUCCAGGCUAUAGUCGAAAAAUACAAAAAUAUUUUAUUUAAAAAUUUCAUUAAAUAUAUAAAUUAAAUCAAUCUUAGUCAAUAUUAAAAGAAAUUCAAUUAAUCAAAAUUAUUAAUAUUUAAAACCUGAAUUAUUUUAUUAGGACUUUAGAAGCCAGUAAAAUGCAUUAAAUAUUAACUGUCUUCAAGAUUGAAAAUUUAAAUCUCAAAAAUAUUGAUUUUCUUCUUAACAUUAAAAUUUGUGCAGCUAAGAAAUCGACUUUCUCCAUAGAAGUAUACUAACACAUCUCGUGAUAUAGAACACAGUUACUUGUCUUCAUAUUUGAAACUUGAAAGCAUUCUUUCUUGGCUGAUUUUUCCAUGUGCCAUAAUAUUUGCCCUAGUUUCGCUUUCACGAUUUUCCUAUUUUUUUUAAUAACAGACCACGUGAAAAUAAAUUUUUCUAUUAAGUUUUCUAUAUAAAAUUUAUAAUAAUCGACUUUCCAGUUAUUAACUAUAUUCUACCUCCAAUGGAUUUUCUCAAAUCGACUUAUAUGAAUUUUCCAAGAUCGAUUUCACCAUAUUUCGGAUAAUUUUGUGGAGCCAAAAAAGAGCGUGAUUUUCAAAGUCAAAAAGGUCCUAGCGAGAGUAUGUGGAAAAAGCACGAGAAAUUGCUCGAAGAAUUGGAAAGUGAUUCUGAGCUUCUUCCAAAGCCAAAAAAUUCAAUGCAGAAAUCAUCAAAAUUGUCAUUCCUUGAUGUUAUCUCAAAUCACGAAGUAAAAGAAUUCAUGAAAAAAUACUACAAAGAAAGCGAUGAAAUUACUACAAAAGAAUUCAUAGACUGCUUAGAAUUCGAAUACCCACUAUUGAUGGAUACUGAAGGAAUAAAAGAAGAGCUUGCACAAAUUUUAUCAAUCGGAGGCCAAAAAACAAUAUCGCUCAAUGCUUUGGAGAUUUUUACAAGAGACCAAGGCCUUGAAAAUUCAAUCGCAGCAUUGAAGACUCAAAUAAUAGAAAAUAUUCAAGACAGCAAAAAGCAAAUCAAUGCACAGAUAGUUGAUGAGCUUAUGGAUAUAAAAGAUGCUCUUGAUAUAAAAAGCCAAGAACUUGACCAAAGAGAAGAAGAAGUUAGCUUUAAAGAAAAAGAAAUUCUAGACAGAGAAGAAAAUCUGAUGAGCGAUAUUCAAGAAAGAGUGCUGACCUAUGCUAAUCAAGCGAGGGAAAAAAUUAAAAGCGAAAUUAAUGUGCAGCUCAAGAGACUAAAAUCGCUUGAAGAAACUGUUUCUGAUAAGCUUAAACUGCUUAAGUCUAAACUAGAGCCAAAGAAGACUGGUACAGAUUUUAGCAAAUCCCAAGAUGCUAACGCAAAUAAAUAUAAGGCAAGGAUUCAAAGUUUGGAGAAGUCAAACGAGCACUUGAAAAAUAAAUUAAAUACAAUAGAAGCGGAAUCUAAAAAUGAUAAAAAUGCCAUUUUGAAGCUACAAGAAGAAAUUUCAAGGUUGAAAUCACGCAAUUCCAUGCUAGAGCAGUCUGUUAUGCAAAAAUCAAAGAUAAUUGAGCCUGAAAAAGUGGUAACCCCAACCCCUAUCACGGUUGAAAAAGAGUCAACUAAGUUAAUAUCUAUGACACCAGAGCUCUCGAUUAGCAUUAAUACAAUUUACACACUUUUAAACUGCAGCAGACUCACAGUUUCAUAUAUAGCAGCUCCUUCAAGUCCUCGCUCCGUAGCAUCUCAUAGAACGAGCAUCAUUACAGACGAUGUUCAAGGAAAUAUUGGUGAAAUUUAUUACCCUUCGUUCAAUACUCUGGCUCCCCAACUGAUUGAGCUUCUUCCCUUUAUCGACAAACUUAAGAAUUGCCAGGCUCAAUUUACAAUGCUUUGGGGUUUAUGAGAGUUACUAAUUUUUGCACAAAACAAUCAUACAGAUAAUGUUGAACGGAGAUAUUGUCCAAAUAAUUUAGAAUUUAUUCCAUCCACAGAAGUCUGAAAGAAAAAAUUAGCACAGGGCAAGCCCAAGUCAUCAAGAAGACCUCUAUAUCAAUUAUUUUCAUCAAAUUCGAUUCAUAAAGCAAUUGGAUAUUACUUAUCAAAAUUGAUCGAAAAGAAAGGAAAGAAUCAAAGAUCGAAAGAAAUAAUCCAACUAUCAUUGAUUUCAUCUCUAUUAGCGUUGCUUCUUUCAAUAUCCAAAAAAAGAAUAGAAAUUGCUCUAUUGAAUAUCAAAAAUUUGAUCACAGAUCCAGAUAACCAGGAUACUGUGGUUGACAUACUUUUAGUAGACAUCAAAGGAAGCAUUCAAACGAUUCUUCAUUUCUUGGAAUUAUCUGAUGAGCUAUCAUGCCAUGCAAUAGAUAUUCUUCUUUCUUUAACAAUAGAUCAGUCCUACUUCUCUUAUUUUAUCCAGCAAUGCCAAAAUCAACAGGUUAUUAUCACAAUUUCUGAAGCUUGCAGAAAAGUUGUAGCUAGAGGACUGAGAUCUGGCAAGGCAGAUUAGAUUAGAUUAAAAUUAUAGCAGGUCGUAGGGGUUUAUUUCAGCCCCUCGCUGUCCAAUGGAUAGCUUCGCAGUGACGCUAAGCGCUAUCCUCACACCACCUUUUUCUCUUCUGACGUCACCAAAAAAUGGUGACGUCAAAGGUCUAACGGGGGGGAGACACCUACCGAACAGAACCAACGGUCUCCAAAAUUCAGCAAAAGACUCCCUUAACCUCUGACAGGGCUCAGAGUAAAGGGGGAAUCGCCUUUUGCCUCCUCCAUGGCCUGUCAGAGCCCUAUCGCAGGCUCGGAAAUGCUCCCAUGGAGUGGUAUCGGGACUUUGCGCCGGUAGGGUCAUCUCGUAGGUAAGGAAAAAAGACCAGGGUUAGCCCCUAGGCCAAAAAACCCACCCCGGAGAACUAUCGCCAUGUGGCUCACCUUUCCUGGGCCCGGAUCAACUCACGGGUCAUCAGGAGUCUACUUCAGAUCACGCCAUUUUAAUAAUUCUUGGCAAGGUAGAAGAAUUUGAAGAAAGCUUAUUGAUUUUGCUGCAAAGAUUAACCUCACAAGAAAGUUUGAGAUCCCUAUUUAGAGAGCAAGGGAUCUGUGAAAUUCUUUUGCAAAGAUCUAGGAAUUGCGAGGACCAAGGCUUUUUCACAAGCAAUUUAAAUUCAAUUAUAAGAAAUUUAACUUAA